Molecule: messenger RNA, 1573 nt
Organism: Microplitis mediator
Lineage: Eukaryota; Metazoa; Arthropoda; Insecta; Hymenoptera; Braconidae
Product: speckle-type POZ protein-like
Exons: 2
Coding region: 174-1271 (365 amino acids)
Biological process (GO): proteasome-mediated ubiquitin-dependent protein catabolic process; regulation of proteolysis
Cellular component (GO): cytoplasm; nucleus
Molecular function (GO): ubiquitin protein ligase binding
Source: RefSeq, a predicted model, not a curated record
CCGGAAACACCCGAAGUGCACUUUUUUGCGGGGUAAUUUUACCAUGUACAUGAAUUAUAACCUAAAUUGCAAAUAAAAACGAAUAAGUAGCAUUGACUUGCGCCAAUCAUUCAGUGAAAACAAUUUUUAUUAAUAGUAAUUAAUAAAAAUAAGUAAAAAGUAUUUAGUUUAAAAUGAAAGUCACUGACAGUAAAAUCGGUGAGCACAAACUUAAUCACAAGUGGGAAAUUGAUGAUUUUGCAUCAGUCAUUAAACGACCCAGCUUCGCUACAAGCAAAAAUGGAUUUUUUCAGUCCCCAGGUUUUUCAAUCGAAGGCACAAUUAAAAACUUGUGGUAUUUAAGAUUAAGUAUAAAUAGAGAAGCUUCUAAUAACGAAGAAUGGCUGUCACUGACAGUAGCCUCAAACAGCCACGGGACUGAUCCAAUCAGAGCAAGUUGUUUGUUAUUUAUUUUGAAUGACAAAAAGAAGAGAAAAUUUACUCAAACUUUUCGUAACAGCUUCGAAAGCUCUCACAUUGACUGGGGCUGUGAAAAAUUUGUCAAAAAAAAUUUAUUGCUUACUAAUAAGGAUGAAUUCCUGCCUAAUAAUAUGUUAUCAAUAGGCAUUGAGUUGACAAUAUUUGAAUCAGCGGCAAUUAAUACAAUUGAAAUUUUACCAAAACCAUCAAAGCGUGUAAUCAUCGAUGAUUUAAAAAAACUUCUUGAUCAUAAAAUAGCCAGUGACAUUACUUUGCAAGUUGGUGAUGAACAAUUCAAAGCUCACAGGGCAAUUCUGAUGAUGCGAAGUCCAGUAUUUUGCAAAUGGCUCACCCACCAAACAAAAGAAAACAUGGGCGACAAAUUUAUUUUGUCAAAUAUUAAUUCUGAAAACUGUAAACUCAUGUUGGAAUUUAUUUACACGGACAAAGUUGAGGAUCUUGAUAGCAACGUUGAAAAUUUACUUGCAGUUGCAGACGAUUAUCAGCUGAAAGGUUUAAAAGAAACUUGUCAAGAAUUGCUUUGUGGUUCAAUUUCUGUGGAAAACGCUGCUAGAAUAAUGGUUUUAGCACAUCGACACAACGCUAAACAAUUAUUUGAUUACGUAAUUGAGUUCGUUGCUAUCAACAUUACACGUGUUAUGAAAACUACUUAUUAUGUUAAUUUUAUUAAGUUCUAUCCUGAUAUUUCAUUGAUUCUUAUUGAAAAACUUGCGAACUUAAUUAAUAUACCUGCUACUCCACAAACUCCUGAAGUCAUUAAUUAUUUUUCGAGAGAAAAAAAUUUAAAAUAAAAGAUAAUUUUUUGAUGAAGGAGAUUUAAAUAAAGUUAAUUAAUUAUUAUUUUUGUGUGGACAAUUACUGCAAUCAUGGAUGACAGUAAAUAAAUAAAUGAGUUAUUGAUUAUAAAUUUAUUUAUAGACGAUACAAUUGCUCAGGUUUAUUUGGAAAAAUCUAAUAGAUACUUAAGAUUAAAAAUGAAUUUAUUUUAUUAAUUAUUAAUUAAUAUACUUUCCUGUAAUUAUGGUACUUAAUUUAAAUGACGAAUUGUUGAAAAGUAUUUUUUUUUCUUGGAUUAAAGUAUCGUAACAUUAAA